AUGGUGGAGGGUGGUGUAGCUAUCGUUAAAUAUUUACUUUUUUUAUCAAAUUUAAUACUAUGGACUGGAGGACUUGGUCUGAUAAUCCUGGGAUCAGUGCUGCAGUUGAAGUUUGCAGGGGUGUUAGAUAUAUUAGGGGAUGAAAGGUUAGCGACCCCUAUACUGUUGUUAGCCCUUGGCACCCUAUGUACCUUAUUAGGCUUCUUGGGAUGUUGCGGAGCUAUCAGGGAAAAUUACUGUCUGACAGUUUCAUUCGCGGUUCUUCUAGCUUUGGUUAUUAUGCUGGAAACAGCUGCGGUCAUAACAGCUUACGCUCUUCAUGAAGAUAUUAGAAGUGGGUUGGCUAGCCAACUUCAGCUAGGGCUUCAUCGAUAUAACAAAAGCAGCGGGGUACAGACUGCAUGGGAUCAAACUCACCAGCUCUUCAUGUGUUGUGGUGUCUUCAAUGCAAGCGAUUGGUCAUCUUUGGGGGCUAUUCCAGAGUCCUGCUGCAUUCAUCCUGAAGAGGGAUGUAUUCACGACCUGAAUGCACUGUAUCAGCCAGGUUGUAUAGAUAAAGUUGAGAGCUGGGCGCUUGUCAAUGCCGCUUUGGUUGGAGGAGCCUCAGCAAUACUGGCUGGUCUUCAAGUCAUUGGUGUCUGCUUCGCUUGUUGCCUUUCGAAGAGUAUCUUAAAAGAUUUCCAUGAUUUUUAUUAUUAA
Auanema sp. JU1783 is the source of this 699-nucleotide messenger RNA. NCBI's taxonomy places the organism in Eukaryota, Metazoa, Nematoda, Chromadorea, Rhabditida, Rhabditidae. The record is from the annotation of a GenBank genome assembly.